AUAAUCACUAAUACAAAGAAAAAUAAACAGUUGCGAAUGUAGUCAAAUGGGGGCGGUGUUUUGUUGAUACCCAAACCGGAAGUGGAACGAAUAUCCACAUCACUUCCGUCAACACUCUUGAAGGAAUUUGGAUAACUUCAACUAACAAGUUAGUCGAGUUGAUGACAGCUCCAAAGGGCGAGAACUGCCAGGUCGACAUGGAGAGCAAAUCUGGAGACCUGUUCGGUGGUGAGGAUGCUCGUCCAACUGUUGGAGCUGGAAUCUUGUCCAAGCUGGGCCUCCCUAAAGGCAUCUCAGCCAGUGUGGCCAAAGAGUGGCUGGACAGGCGCCGGUUGUCCAUCCGACCGUGGGCGAGCUUCGUGGACCAGCGCAAGUUCUCCAAACCUCGCAACUUUGGCGAGUUGUGUCAGCGGGUGGUGAAAAAUGUGGAGACGUACAACAGCAACUACACUUUCAUCUUCCUGGGCCUCAUUCUUUACUGCAUAAUCAGCUCACCGAUGUUGCUCAUUGCGUUGGCUGUGUUCGUCGGUGCUUUCUACAUCAUUCACCUUAAAUCCCUGGAGUCUAAACUGGUCAUCCUUGGUAAGGAACUGACUGUCCCACACCAGAUGAGUCUAGCUGGAACCGUCUCCUUACCUGUGUUCUGGCUGGCAGGAGCUGGAGCUGCAGUUUUUUGGGUUCUUGGAGCGACCUUGUUUGUGAUCGGCAGUCACGCCGCGUUCCGUGAGAUGGAACCUUCUGACAUGGAGGAGCUCCUCAUGGAGCCCGUGUGAAGACCACGAUUUGCACAUGAGUGUACUUCUUAUAAUUAUUAUCUCAUUGGUUACUAAGAGUAAUACAUUAUCUGUUACAAAUGAUUACUGCUCUUAUGGUGCAUUCAAUCACAUUGUUCGUCAAAUGCCAAACUUUACUUUUAUAUGUCUACUUUUUGUCUUUUUUUCUGCAGUGUUUGGGAUACUUGGAUUAAAUGAUUAACUGCUAAAAGAGGAAUAAUUACCCUUACAAAAGUGCAAUUUUAAAGGAAGAUUGAUUCCGCAUGGUACUGCAGACAAUGCACAAUGUACUUAAUGCACACAGUCAGUCUAUUUAGUACAUAUAUAACAGUAGAUUAUACAUUUUCGUUUGAUGCCUGUUUUAUUGGAAGCUAUAAUCACAAUAUAUGCAUGUCAUGUAAUCAACAUUUAAAUUUUUUCAAUUGGAUGAAAUCAUUUUUUGUGUGUUAUAAAGUUGGGCCAUGCAAUCAAA
Messenger RNA from Doryrhamphus excisus (bluestripe pipefish), 1245 nucleotides. The record is from RefSeq and is a predicted model, not a curated record. Lineage: Eukaryota; Metazoa; Chordata; Actinopteri; Syngnathiformes; Syngnathidae.